AUGCUUAUGGCAGUCGAAGACUCAAUAUUAGGGAAAGAGCUAGAUCUGGCAGAUCUCGAUAUUAGUCAGAAGCAACACGUGUUGAUGUACAGACGAGAGGCACUCAAACGCAUGAUUUAUGAAAUCGACGUAUAUGAACAAGGAAUGUGGCAUAACCGAAAUCUCGUGCAUGAGCUUGUGUGUGGGACAAAUCGCUUGGGUAGUGGACAU
Messenger RNA from Penicillium soppii, 210 nucleotides. RefSeq lists its product as uncharacterized. The record is from RefSeq and is a predicted model, not a curated record. The transcript is spliced from 2 exons. Lineage: Eukaryota; Fungi; Ascomycota; Eurotiomycetes; Eurotiales; Aspergillaceae. The annotation marks the transcript as partial.